CUACAGACCCUAUAUGAAUGAUGUUCUUGUACUGCUCUGCGUAUUCGUUUACAUUGUUCGAGUAACGACGUAGGGAAGAGAACAAUUUUCGAUGUUAGAAAGUGUAUCGAAUGUUUUUUGCGUGAUGAAAAAUGGAAGAUCAAAAGAUGCGGUUUCGCUACAUUAUGUAUCAGUGCUUUAAAAAAUGUAGUACGCCUAAAAACACUGCAAAGGAGAUUUGUGACGUUUAUGGUGAUCGGUCUAUAACUGUUCAAACAGUUCGGACUUGGUUUAGGAAGUUUAGAACCGGAAAUUUUAAUCUGAAAGAUGAAAACCGCAGCGGUCGUCCAUCCACCACUGAUAUUGACCUUAUCAAGGCCUAUCUCGAUGAAAACCCAAAGUCUAGCCUUCGUGAGAUAGAAGAUGCUUUAAACAUUCCGCGAACAACGAUUCAUGAGUAUGUAACAAAGCUUGGGUACGUUAAUCGCUACGACGUGUGGCUCCCCCAUCAUCUGACGGAGAGCAAUCGCAUGAAUCGAAUUUUGAUAUGCGAUUUGCUAAUUCAACGCAACAAAACAGAGCCAUUUUUAAAAAAGUUAAUUACUGGAGAUGAAAGUUGGAUUCUCUAUGAUAGCAUUGCGCGCAAGCGAUCCUGGUCGAGUCGAGAUAAGUGUCCUCCAACGGUAGCAAGACCUGGACUUCACCCGAAGAAGGUGCUGCUUUCAAUUUGGUGGGACUGGAAGGGUAUCCUCUACUACGAAUUACUUCCGGAAGGGCAAACGAUCAACAGUGAAAAAUAUUGCACCCAACUCGAAAAACUUAAGGAAGCCAUUAUCACAAAACGUCCUGAAAUGAUGAACAAACGUGGCUUCGUGUUCCACCACGAUAACACGAGGCCACACAUUUCUUUAGCGGUGCAAAUGAAACUUCUAGAGUUUGAUUGGGAUGUUUUACCACAUCCUCCAUAUUCUCCAGACCUUGUACCAUCGCACUAUUAUUUGUUCCUCCCCCUAAAGGAUUUUCUUCGCGAUAGAAAAUCCAAAUCAGUAAACGAAGUGAAAAACGGCCUCGAAGAAUAUUUUAAAAGUAAGCCAAGAGAAUUUUGGAAAAAUGGUAUUAUGAGGCUACCGGAGAGGUGGCAAAAGGUGGUAGAACAGAAAGGAUCAUACAUUACUUAAGAAAGUAUAAAUCUAAAAUGUCCAGUCGUGAAAAAGGAGGGAAAACAAAGGCGAAGGGAAAUUCGUCUCGUUUGUUCAAAGCGGAACUCGCAUUUCCCGUUAGUCGUAUCCGUAGACUUUUGACGAAAGGUAAUUGCGCCAAACGCGUGUAGUCUGGUGCUCCUGUCUACCUGACUCCAGUUAUGGAAUAUGAAUUACUGAAAAUUCUCAAUGCGAGAAUUGAUUGUAAAUAUUAAUAAAUAAAAAGAAAAAGUUAUGGAAUA
Bombus huntii is the source of this 1420-nucleotide messenger RNA. Its product is annotated as histone-lysine N-methyltransferase SETMAR-like. The transcript is spliced from 2 exons. Gene Ontology annotation, molecular function: nucleic acid binding. The coding region runs from base 132 to 1157 and encodes 341 amino acids. The record is from RefSeq and is a predicted model, not a curated record. Lineage: Eukaryota; Metazoa; Arthropoda; Insecta; Hymenoptera; Apidae.